Messenger RNA from Ceratitis capitata (Mediterranean fruit fly), 7147 nucleotides. It is a transcript of the gene Ubr1, whose product is annotated as E3 ubiquitin-protein ligase UBR1. The transcript is spliced from 11 exons. Gene Ontology annotation, biological process: ubiquitin-dependent protein catabolic process via the N-end rule pathway; protein ubiquitination. Gene Ontology annotation, molecular function: ubiquitin protein ligase activity; zinc ion binding. Gene Ontology annotation, cellular component: cytoplasm; ubiquitin ligase complex. Bases 910 to 6492 code for a protein of 1860 amino acids. Lineage: Eukaryota; Metazoa; Arthropoda; Insecta; Diptera; Tephritidae. The record is from RefSeq and is a predicted model, not a curated record.
UACAUUCAGUUUCAUUAUUAUUAAAUAUAACAAAAACUUGCAUUUCUGUGUGUGCUAUGCAAUUUCCUUUUGCUUCUGCGAAUUUCGCUUGCUUUGUGUAUUCGUAAAAUAGAAACGAAAACAAUAACAAAAGCCUUUGUGAAGAUAAAAAUUAUUGAUAGUGCUUUCGUGGUUAUAAGUUAGAGCGAGAUGCAAUAAAAGAAAAUCAGCACAAAAUCCAAGAAGUAAAAAAUAAAAAACAAUCCAAAGGAGGAGAAAGACAGAUACCGAUAUUCGAAAACAGCAUUCAUCGUCAUAAAAAUAAACGGAAAUAAGGAAAUAAGAAAAAAUAAGCACAUACAUUUCGUAUACGCAAGAAUCUCAAAGAAUAAACAAAGGAGGUGUAUCUACAGAAGCUUCGUAUAACGUUGAGCAGCGCCGUCGUUUUAUUUCCUGUUAAAGAAAUUUAUUCUUUGAGCAUCCAAAUAUUCAUAUGGGUUAAUACAAUAACUCAGUAGACAAAAACAAAGAAGUAAAACAUAACAUAUUUAAAUGUAUUUGUAUGUAUGUAUAAAAAAUAUUGUAAAAAGUAGUUUGCAGAUAAGGUAAUUGAUUUUGGGAGUAGAAAAAGAUUUGAAUGCAGCAACCUCCCAACGGCUUUGGCCAACUGCGGACACUAUUGUUUACGCGUAUGUCAUAAUAUGCAACAUAAAAUUUUCCGCUAUAACAAGAAUAACGAGAUAUAAUACAAAAAGAAAAAGAACAAGUGCAGAAUAAAGUUUGUAAACAGCAACAAAUACAACGAAAAGAACUAACACAAAAGCAAAAUAAAUCCACAGCUUGAGAUAGUGAACACCAUUGUAGGUGUAUACGAAAGCUCAGAAAGAUUGUCGACGUAGGUGGAGUUUUAUCUAUAACGUUCAGAACGCUAUGGAGCGUUUCGAUUUAGAAGAUGUGGUUGCACCGCCAACACACACUGCCGAAACGCCACUCAAAGAUUGGCGCCUCAAAUAUCAAGCGGGUACUAUUCAAAAACAAGAUUUCACUGAUUUUUUUCAAAAACAAUCAAGGAAGUAUUUUCAUUACCAUUAUGAAGCAGAGCAAGACACUACUAGACCCAGCUGGGCAGAUGUACUUUCUGCAUUUAGAAACUAUCAAACUACUAGGCUUGAUGGCUCGCGGCCUCGUGGCGCCUUAAGAUGCACUUACAACGAGGCUGGCGCCAAGGAGCACAUCAUAAAUGUUCUCAUGGAGUUCGUGCUCGGUGAUAAUCCCAAAAUUGUGCUAGACAAAUUGCAACAGGAGGGCAAUACGGCCACAGUUUGUGGUAAGGUAUUCAAGAAUGGCGAACCCACAUACAGUUGUCGCGAGUGUGGCAUGGAUCCCACUUGUGUGUUGUGCGUGAAUUGUUUCAAACAAUCGGCUCAUCGCUAUCACAAGUAUAAGAUGUCCACCUCAGGUGGUGGCGGUUGCUGUGAUUGCGGCGAUGAGGAGGCAUGGAAGAAGGAUCACUACUGUGAAGAGCAUUUGCGUGGCAAGGAGAAUCCCAAAGGCAGUACAAUUAUAACUGACGCCAUCAAAGAGCGUUGCGAAUUGGCUUUCACUGCGAUUCUUACGUUUAGCGUAAAUUUCCUGGAAAUCGAACCCAAUGCCAGUCUCGAGUGUUUGGAUGGCGAUGUGGAUGAUGGGGAGGAGGCGUGCUUUUGCACCGUGCUCUACAACGAUGAAUCGCACACAUUCGAUCAGGUUAUACAAACUUUGACGAAAAUCGCCAAGUGUCGGCAAAAGGACGCUAUGGAAAUUGUAGCGAGUAUCGAUCGUGAAGGUCGUGCUGUGGUGAAAUGUGAUACGUUUAGCGAGUGUCAUCAAUUGCAAGAGGCCAUCGAAAAGCAGGGGGUGUUAUCAUUAUCCACUUUGCAAACGGCACGUGCUGCUCAAUCAUUACGCGUUUCAGUGCUAAAUAUACGCGCUGUCGCAUGCCAACAAUUAGCAUUACAAUUACUCACUUGGUUUCAGGAGUUUCUCAUUAAACAUUGCGUUUUCCGGCAGAUAUUCGCACGUCUGAUAAUGGAUCGCAAAGCACCGUAUAGUGUGCGACACAUACUCGAAUAUGAUGUUAAGUUGUGGAAGACAGCGCGCACAUGUUGGCAUCGUCUGCUCAUUUCCGGCAUGCUAAUGGAGUACGAUAACAAAAGGGCAUUAGCGCAAGAAUUCUCCAAACAUUAUGCAUCCGUGGUGCAGGAUUUUAUACGCGACGAUCACGAACAUUCAUUCUCGAUUAUAUCGCUGAGUGUGCAAUUGUUUACGGUGCCAAGCAUUGCGCAUUAUCUAAUGGCGAAUGAGGGAAUUUUUCACAAAUUGUUGCACACCUUUUACCAUGUAGCCGUGGAGACGUACAUUAAAAAUAAAACCUUGCAAUUUUCCAAAACGGUGAACGUAUCGUUUAAACGUGCCGCUUACAUACUCUACGAUCUACGCUACAUAUUGAGCUUUAAGCCCGAUGUUUGGACAGACCCAUUGCGUGAGGGAUUUCUAGAGGGUUGCAAGGCCUUACUCAAACUGUUGAACGUAAUGCAAGGCAUGGAGUCGACAACACGUCAAACUGGCCAGCAUAUGGACUACGAGCCGGAAUGGGAAUGCGCUUUCAAUUUGCACAUCAAAUUGGCCACUACAAUCACUUUGGUGCUGGACUGGUGCGCCACGGAUGCAGCUGUAUUGACCAAACUGUAUCAAAUGGUCAUGCGUUAUCUCUGCAGCAAUGGUUUUAUUGUGGAUAGCGCCACAAAGCGAGAGGAACGUCAUGUGGCCGGACAUGUUGCGGAAUGUUUCAUCUAUGAUGUGUCAUCACGUCCUGUCUCCAUACAUUUGCCGCUGUCGCGUUUCUUUGCUGGCAUAUACUUGCACUUGGGCACCUUUGGGCUUACCUUCGAUAAUGCCGUGGCUGGUAACAAACGUACGCCGGAGGAGAUUAUAGAACCCAUACUGUGUACCCAAACAAUGAUCGCACAGGUACAUGCGGGUAUGUGGCGUCGUAAUGGCUACUCCCUUCUACACCAAUUAUACUUCUAUCGUAUUGUACGUUGCCGUAGCGAAAUGUUGGAUCGCGAUAUUAUUGGCUUGCAGAUUGGGGCCGCUUUAAUAGAAAGCAAUCAAUAUCUCAUACAUAUAUUGAAUAAAUUUAAUUUAAUUAAAUGGAUACAAUCGGAUUAUGAAAAGGAGCUAACAGCACAAGCUGUGGAAGACGACUAUAUGUUGUCCAUGAUUGAAGAGUUUUUGGAAUUGUUAAUUGUAAUUAUUGGCGAACGUUAUGUGCCCGGUGUAUCGAAUGUUACUGAAGAGGAUCGUACUAAAAAAGAGAUUAUACAGCUGCUUUGUAGUAAACCAUACUCGCAUUCGGAGUUGAAUCGUGCUCUACCCGACACAUACAAUGAUACGGCCGUUGAGGAUGUGAUCGACUCUGUGGCAAUUUUCAAGAAACCACAAAAAUCAGACGCGAAGGGGGUGUACGAGCUCAAGGAGGAGUUGUACGACGAGUAUAACAUGUACUUCUACCACUAUACCAAGGAGGAGAAAUCAAAAUCGGAGGAGACACAACGGUCGCGCCGCAAAAGUAAAAAUGAACUUGUCUGCUGUCCACCACCAAAAUUACCGAAAUUGACAGAUGGCUUUGUUUCUAUUGCUAAUCUCUUACAAUGUGAUGUGAUGAUGACGAUAUUGACAACCGUGCUAGAUCGGGCUAUAGAUACGUCUUCGAAAAGCUUUGCAGAGAACCAUUUACAAGAGGCACUCUACCUAAUUGGUUACGGCCUACAAGAGGAACAGUCGGGCUAUUAUCCAUUCCUCUCAUUCUACGUACAGUCACAAAAAUAUAAUAUGCUUUCUAAACUGGAGGAGCUCUCACGCAGCGCACGUGUUGAGGCUCAUCGCGAUUUUUUGCUCUGGACAAUUAAAAAGUUCAAGGAACUACAAGCUAAAGAUAAAUCAAACGAAGAUGCAGAAGCUUGCAGCAUGUCCGCCGAUGGCGAUCUAAGCGAAAUAUCACGUCCACUCACCGCAGCUGAGCAGGAGAAAAAAGAGAAGGAAGAACGUGCACGCUUGGCAGCCGAGCGCCGUGCUAAAAUAAUGGCACAAAUGCAAAAUGCGCAAAAUAAUUUCAUGAAAUCGAAUGCUGAAAUGUUCGCCAGCGCUAACGUACCAGCGGCUAGCCGUGAUUCAACUACCACUAUGGAGUGGCAAGAUGAUGGCACAAAUAUGGAUGAAGAAGGUGCUGUGGCAUAUAAUUCAUUGGCCUGUUUGGGCGUUGAACGCCGUCUGCAACAGCCCGAGGAACAGAGCUAUAAAUGUAUACUCUGUUUUGAAGAUUGCACAGUUACCAAGGAUGGUCCCACACUCGUGUACUCUGCAUUCGUGCAGAAAUCAAAAGUUUUGACGCCUGAUACUAGAUAUCCAUCAUCGGUACAUACGAGCAGCUGUGGUCAUGUAAUGCACGUUGAUUGCUGGCAAGAAUAUUAUAUUAACGAAGAAUCGAAAGAGCAACGCCGACCACAUCGUAGCCGUCAGCCGUUCCCACAAGCACCACAGAGCACAGAAUUUCAGUGUCCCUAUUGUCGUUGUCUGAGUAACUCUGUGCUGCCACUAAGCGCGCCACUAUCGAAAUACUCAAUGCCAAUGGUUAUUCAUAAGGGUGACGAGCUGUUCCCCAUAGAUAUGUGGAUUGAAGUGAUGAAGACGUUGAGCGAUGAACUGAAUAUGCCAUCACUGGAAGACAAUUUCGAAGAUUCUUUGCCGCCAGCGCAUACCAUAUUGUCGCGAGCAAAUCUUUGCGCCAACAUCGAACAGUUUGAGCGUAUUGCACAACCCAUUGAUCCGGUAGAGUUGCCAGGUAGCUGGAACACUUUCAUGCAACGUUACAUAAAAUCGGUGUGUCAACAUGCCCCAACUGAAUUCGAAAAGUCCGAAAAAGUCGGUCUACUCUGGCUAUGGCACACAUGCAUCUACACAGUGCAAGCACUGGAAGUUUAUCUGCGUGCCGUUAAUAAGCCAUUUAGUUGCGAAAUGUCCAUAAGGCAUAAAAGUUGCUUAAGUGGACUGAUACGUGCGUCGUGCUUAAGUGGCGCCAAUUUGAGCUCUGCCGAUGUAGCAAGUUUGAAAAAGGCAGCAGCACAAAUGUUGGAUACAGUCUUCAAGCAGAAGAGCGGCUCGGUGGUGGAGUGGAAUUGCUUCAGUAUAAUGGUGCAAAUGAUAUGCAUAGUUCCCAAUCUACUUUUCUCGUCUUCGCACAAAGCUGUGGUGGCCAAUGGCAGCAUGAUGGACUUUUAUACAAUGCAAUUAUUAUUUAUGGCAAAUAUGGUAAAGGCAAUUGUGCUCUUCGAACCGCCCACAACAGACAACGGCAUGGCAAUGGAUGUUGAUGAGGAAUAUGAGCAAGAAGUAAAAGAUUUACCACAAAGAAUACUCGAUAAUAUAGCCGAAUUUUAUCGCAAAUAUAAUUUUGCCGCACGUCGACAAGCGCUUUCAACUACACAACAACAGCAAAAACAACAAGCACGACCACAAUCAGAAACACAGUCACAGUCACAGUCACAGUCACAACCGCAAACCCCACCUAAAUCAGAUGAGGCUUCAACACAAGAAACGCAAUCAACAGAUACAAUAUCCCUCAAUGACGAGGCUACAACGAGCGCACAUAGUGUUGAUGAUAGCAUAAAAGUACCGUGCGAUUUGAAGACUAUUGCUGCACUUUAUGAACACAUCAAAAUGGAAAUGACUGAAUUUUUGCGUUGCUGCUGUUUGUUCUUCCACUUUGUUACCGACGUAGAAUUCCCCGACGAGCACAGCAACGCCAAUAUGGAUAGUUAUAAGGGUAUGUGUGAAUACUUGGGCUUAGAGCAUGGUUUGCAGGCAUAUUUCGAUAGUGCUGGUUGCUUUGCAUCGAUAUUAGAGACAUUUGCAUCGCAUCCUGAUAUAGUUUACUGUGACUUGGUGACUAAAAAGAAACGCUGUGGCAGAGAUUUUGCUUUAGUACCCUGUACUUUACCAAUACCAAAGUUGGUAGAUUUACCUGAAGACUAUAGCGAUCUUAUAAACACUGUUUCGGACUUUGUUUGCCCGAAUAGUGAGCGUGAAGAGAUGAAAACGCCAACCAUGUGUUUGAUAUGUGGGAAAAUUAUCUGUGCACAGUCCUUCUGUUGUCAGCCGGAAUUAGAUGGACGCGCUGUGGGCGCUUGCACUUAUCAUGCGCAUUUCUGUGGUGCAGAGAUUUCUGUUUUACUGCGCGUACGUGACUGUCAAAUCAUCUAUUUGGGUCGCAGUAAAGGUUGCUUCGUACAACCACCUUACUUGGAUCAGUAUGGUGAAACUGAUAUGGGUCUGAGACGUGGCAAUCCAUUACGUUUAUGUCCAGAACGUUACCAAAAACUGCAGCUAACAUGGCUGAGUCAUGGUUUGUACGAAGAGAUUGCCCGACUUAAUGAUAACACGUCCGUUGUGCCAACACAGUGGCAUCACAUGUAGUCGUUUUGGAUGCGGCCAACACAACAACGAUGUCGUGCGUAGAGUAUAAGCGCGACCACGAAAUGCGAGGUAGAGAAAGUUGGCAAUUGACAUAGUAUGUGAUUUGUGUGUGAGCUAAAUGAAACAACUUUAAUGGGAAUAUUUUAGUAUAGCUUUUCUUUUGUCUAGUUCUAGUUAAAGAAAAAGAAAAAAAAACACACACAUACAAUAGAAUGCUAUUCCCGCUGCGGUUGUAUAGAUUUGCCUUUUGGUUUUGUAAAGUAAUACUAUUAUUAUUUUUUUAUUUUAUUUAUUAUGAACUAAUUAUAAUACAUAUGAAUGCAGCGUUAAGAUGAUGCUCAAGCGUCUGUUAGCCAAAAAUACGAAAAUCCUGGAGGGCAGUUUAGUUUGUAGUGAAUAAGAUAAAAUCGCAAUGCUUUUCAAGAUACACAACAACAUAUAAAUACAUAUACUUUUACCAUAUACAUUAUCUGUGACUGUUUGACGUAUCUAAAAACAAAAAAAAAAAAAAAAUAGAAAACAAAAAGAAGCAAAUAAGUUUGGAAAUGAUGCUAAAAUCAAUAAAUUAAACAAAAACCUAACUGCACACAGUACUUUUCUGGCACUCGUUAGAACUUUCGCUCUAUAUGCAAUACUACUAUUUACAAAAAAAAAA